Nannizzia gypsea CBS 118893 is the source of this 333-nucleotide messenger RNA. RefSeq lists its product as hypothetical. The record is from RefSeq and is a predicted model, not a curated record. The coding region runs from base 1 to 333 and encodes 110 amino acids. Lineage: Eukaryota; Fungi; Ascomycota; Eurotiomycetes; Onygenales; Arthrodermataceae. The transcript has a single exon.
AUGACGAAACCAGGCCAAACACCAUGCAAAAAAGGAAGCAAAGGAAAAGAGAGAGAAAUAGGACCAAGCCAGACCCUAGACUCUAAAAACGGGCAAAAUAAGCCGGUACGCUGCAGGGCUUGGAAGAGCAGCACGAAAACAGAUAUAUUGAGGAAUUCCCAGCCGAUAAGGCAGAAGGGAAAGGGGAAAGAGAACAAUAUCCAAGAAUAUUAUCCCAAAGACCAAAACCCACCGGAGCACCACCACCCCCCAAGUCCCAACAAUAUCAAUAAAAGAAGAGGACUCCCCCCUGACCCCGACACCCCCGUAUCAAGCUGGCCGGUCCCAGGGUAA